AUGAAGCUACAUCGGGAACAAGUUAUUUCGCUGAAGUUGGCGAAUGCAUUUUGUUUCCAUGAUCAAAUUCAGUUGUUUAGUUUGAAGUUUGAUUCGACUCUUACAGCAUUUGCAUAUCUUCGUUCACUAUCAGUCUAUAACAUUAAACUAGCUGACUUACAAAGUAUUUGUUGUUCGUUUUCAAAUUUGAAAUGUUUGAUUGAUUUGAAGAUUCAGUUUCAUGAUGAAAAAGAAGCUACUUAUGUCUAUUGUGCAGUGGUGUUGUCGAAUGCUCCGACAUCGUUAAGGAAAUGUGUAUUAUCUAACCGCGGUUGUUUAGGGGUUUCGCUAGAGAAACUUGAAACAUCAAAUAAUAUUGAAGAGUUAUGGAUGAAUGAUUGCACUAUAGCUGAUGUCUUAAGAUUAUUAAAAUAUAGUACAAAUUUGAACAAGUUAACGAUUGGAUUUAGACCAGAUGAUGUGAUUACACCAUCAACGAACACUUAUAUUCCAUCACCAAAGUUAACGUAUUUGAAAAUGAACAUUCGCAGAGAUAUUCACUUUGGACAAGUUGAAUCAUUGUUAAAAUUAUGUGGUAUAAAUCUCAAAGAAUUUUAUUUUCAUGCUGAUGAUUUGCUUAGGAAUGAUUUUACUUAUACGGAUGUUGUCGCAUAG
This is a messenger RNA of Didymodactylos carnosus, 654 nucleotides long. The record is from the annotation of a GenBank genome assembly. Lineage: Eukaryota; Metazoa; Rotifera; Eurotatoria; Philodinida; Philodinidae.